Pseudozyma flocculosa PF-1 is the source of this 915-nucleotide messenger RNA. RefSeq lists its product as uncharacterized. Gene Ontology annotation, molecular function: hydrolase activity, acting on carbon-nitrogen (but not peptide) bonds. The coding region runs from base 1 to 915 and encodes 304 amino acids. Lineage: Eukaryota; Fungi; Basidiomycota; Ustilaginomycetes; Ustilaginales; Ustilaginaceae. The transcript has a single exon. The record is from RefSeq and is a predicted model, not a curated record. Gene Ontology annotation, biological process: carbohydrate metabolic process.
AUGAAGAUCAACAGCAUCACCUCGGCCCUCGUGGGCCUCGCCAUGGCCUCGUACGCCGCCGCCAUGCCGGCCGUGGGCGACAAGAUCGACGCGAGCUCGCUCCCCUCGACCCUCUCCGACGCCGUGCGCGCCGACCUGGCCCAGCGCGACCCCUCGACCUACACCCUCUACGAGCGCACCGACUCGGACUCGAGCGACCUCGAGAAGCGCGCCCAGGUCAACGGCCUCAUUACGCGCUGCUCGACGUCGCGCUGCAUGUCCAUCACCUUUGACGACGGGCCCUACACCAGCCACAAGAACCUCGUCGACCAGUUCGACGCCGCCGGCUCCAAGGCCACCUUCUUUGUCAACGGCAACAACUUCCGCUGCAUCUACGACAAGGACUCGGUCUCGGCGCUGCGAUACAGCUACUCGCGCGGACACCAGAUCUGCUCCCACACCUGGGACCACCCUGAUAUCUCGACUCUCAACAACCAGCAGCUCGACGAGCAGGUCCAGCUUGUCGAAGAUGCGCUGUGGAAGAUCAUCGGCGCCGUGCCAUCAUGCAUCCGCGCUCCGUACGGAAACAUCAGGGACGACCAGGUCGCCUACCUCAACAACCGAUGGGGCCUCCAGGUGAUCGGCUGGAACGCCGACACGGGCGAUGCCAACGGCGAUGGCGUCGACGCCGCUCUCAACGUCUACCGCGGUCUCAAGGCGCCCAAGCACGCCAUCGUCCUCAACCACGAGACCGUCAGCACGACGCCGUCCGUCGUCAUCCCCCAGGCGCUCAAGAUCAUCAAGCAGAACGGCUACUCGGGCAGCCAGACGGUCGCCGCCACGACCCGCUUCAACCCGUACAAGGUCGUUGGAUCCUACGGCAAGCGCGAUGCUUCUUGGACCUGCGACGGCAAGCCCGGCCCCGGCCAGGCCUAA